AUGGCGUGGCGGGCCUUACCGCUGCGUGCGUUUCUCCUGCCGCUCCUGCUGCCGCUUCCGGGGCUGCCCGCGGGCUCCUGGGAUCCGGCCGGCUACCUGCUCUACUGCCCAUGCAUGGGGCGCUUCGGGAACCAGGCUGAUCACUUCUUGGGCUCCCUUGCAUUUGCAAAGCUGUUGAACCGCACCCUAGCUGUACCCCCCUGGAUUGAGUACCAACAUCACAAACCUCCAUUUACCAAUAUCCAUGUGCCCUUCCAGAAGUACUUCAAACUGGAGCCCCUCAAAGCCUACCAUCGGGUCAUCAGCCUGGAGGACUUCAUGGAGAAGCUGGCCCCCACCCAUUGGCCCCCCGAGAAGCGGGUAGCAUACUGCUUUGAAGUGGCGGCCCAGAGAAGUCCUGAUAAGAAGACAUGCCCGAUGAAGGAAGGAAACCCCUUUGGACCAUUUUGGGAUCAGUUUCAUGUGAGUUUCAACAAGUCGGUGCUUUUUUCGGGGAUCUCCUACAGCGCCUCCUACAAAGACCAGUGGAUCCAGAGAUUUUCUCCAAAGGAACAUCCAGUGCUGGCCCUGCCAGGGGCCCCAGCCCAGUUCCCCGUCCGGGAAGAGCAUAGGCCACUGCAGCAGUACAUGGUAUGGUCAGAUGAGAUGGUGAAGACAGGAGAGGACCUGAUCAGCACCCACCUCAUGCGUCCCUAUGUCGCUAUUCACCUCCGCAUUGGCUCCGACUGGAAGAAUGCCUGUGCCAUGCUGAAGGAUGGGACCGCGGACUCCCACUUCAUGGCCUCUCCGCAGUGUGUGGGCUACAACCGUGACUCAGCAGCCCCUCUCACCAUGGCUAUGUGCCUCCCAGACCUGAAGGAAAUCAAACGGGCCGUGGAGCUCUGGGUGUGGUCUCAGAACGCCCGGUCUGUCUACAUCGCCACGGACUCCGAGAGUUAUGUGCCAGAGAUCCAGCAGCAUUUCAAAGGGAAGGUGAAAGUGGUGAGCCUGCAGCCUGAGGUGGCCCAGAUCGACCUGUACAUCCUUGGCCAAGCGGACCACUUUAUUGGCAACUGCGUCUCCUCCUUCUCUGCGUUCGUGAAACGGGACCGAGACCUCAGAGGGAAGCCGUCCUCUUUCUUUGGCAUGGACUGGCCCCCACAGUCUCGGGAUGAGUUCUGA
Molecule: messenger RNA, 1161 nt
Organism: Pipistrellus nathusii (Nathusius's pipistrelle)
Lineage: Eukaryota; Metazoa; Chordata; Mammalia; Chiroptera; Vespertilionidae
Source: the annotation of a GenBank genome assembly